AUGUGUCUUCGGAUUGUCUCUGCUCCAUGCCGCCUACAAGAACCUUUUCUUUGUCUCUCUUUCAAACCUCACCUCAUAGGGAUGAUAGAGAUGCUGCUAGAGUCGCCACUGGAGGAGUGGCAGGCAUCGGACCUAAGGGACGCGGGGGAGUGUGCGCGGGAGAUGGUUGCCCUCAUCAACCGCGUGCUCGACCUCGCCAAACUGCAGGCCGGCCCCCUGCAGCUCGAGGGUCUGCCGCUCUGCCUGCCUCGCGUGGCUCAGCAUGCCGUCGCCCUCGCUGCUCAAGACCCGUGCGCCAGGGGGUUGCAAGCGCAUGCAGCAAGCAACACUCUAGUGGGCGACGUCACCUUCCAUGUGUGGUGUGCCGCCCCUCCUCUCCAGCAAGGCCCUCAUGCAACCUCUUCUCAACCCACCACCCCUUGCCUCACCACCUCUCGUCCCACCACCCCUCCUCCAACCACCUCUCGUCCCACCACCCCUUGCCUAACCACCUCUCGUCCCACCACCCCUUGCCUCACCACCUCUCGUCCCACCACCCCUCCUCCAACCACCUCUCGUCCCACCACCCCUUGCCUCACCACCUCUCGUCCCACCACCCCUCCUCCAACCACCUCUCGUCCCACCACCCCUUGCCUCACCACCUCUCGUCCCACCACCCCUCCUCCAACCACCUCUCGUCCCACCACCCCUUGCCUCACCACCUCUCGUCCCACCACCCCUCCUCCAACCACCUCUCGUCCCACCACCCCUUGCCUCACCACCUCUCGUCCCACCAUCCCUCCUCCAACCACCUCUCGUCCCACCACCCCCCAAUCGUCCUCCUCUCGUCCUGCCACCCCUCGUUUCCAAUGCUCCAGCACACCACUUUCAUCCCUUCCUCCUAAACCCACCUCGUGGCAACCUCCCCCCGCCCUCAAAAUAUCUCAAGCCCCUCAAAACUCUCGCACCCAUCUCACCCCACCAGCCUCACCAGCCCCUCAAACUCCUCGCACCCCUCCAUUUUCUCCAGCCCCUGCUGCCCUGCACUCUUCUCGCUCCCCCCCAGUCGCUCGCACCCCUCCAUUAUCUCCAGCCCCUGCGGCUCUGCACGCCCCCACAGCCUGGCAGCAGCAGGCAGCGUGUGUGCGGAGCUUUCCCCCAGACACCCGCCUGGUGUGCACCCCUCAGCACCUCUCAGCACCCUUGGGAAGUCUCUCCGCCCAAGCAGAAAUUCAGGGUGAAAGGCUGUUGGCAGGGUUGGGAGGGCUGGGAGGGGCGGGAUGGCUGGCAGCGUUGGGCCUGUCAAAAGAGUGGGGAGGGGGGAGAGGUGGAAGGGAAACGUGUGUGGGUGAGCAGCAAAACACAGGUGUGGAGAGUGGUGGAGAUGGGCAGGUGGAGAGUGGUGAGGGAGGGCGGCUAGAGAGGGAGGUGACAGCGUGGGUGGAGGGGGUGUGCCGGGCGAGAGGUGCAGAGGCAUCGUGUGUGGGUGAGCGGCAAAACACAGGUGUUGGGAGUGGUGAGGGAGGGCGGCUAGAGAGGGAGGUGGCUGCAUGGCUGGAAGGGGCGUGCAAGGCGAGAGGGGAGGGCGAGUGGAUGGUGGUGAUGGCGUGUGAGGAUACGGGCGGUGGUAUUCCACCCGAGGAGAUGCGGUGGGUGCUGGAUCCAUAUGGGGGCGACCCUCACCACUCCACAUGCUCCCCUGCUGCUGCUGAUGAUGCGGCUGAUGAUACUGAUGGUGUUAAUGGUGCUGAUAGUGGUGGUAAGCGUAGCAAUAGCAAGAAGCAACGAAGAGUCGCGGUGAGUGAAGCCAUACCUGAGUGUAUACGUGCAUAUGUGCGUGCAUGA
Closterium sp. NIES-65 is the source of this 1824-nucleotide messenger RNA. Lineage: Eukaryota; Viridiplantae; Streptophyta; Zygnematophyceae; Desmidiales; Closteriaceae. The record is from the annotation of a GenBank genome assembly.